This is a messenger RNA of Musa acuminata subsp. malaccensis (wild Malaysian banana), 1269 nucleotides long. RefSeq names its product protein LAX PANICLE 2-like. NCBI's taxonomy places the organism in Eukaryota, Viridiplantae, Streptophyta, Magnoliopsida, Zingiberales, Musaceae. The record is from RefSeq and is a predicted model, not a curated record. Gene Ontology annotation, biological process: multicellular organism development.
UCUCUCUCUCUCUUUCUGUCUCUCUGCAAGCUUUCAGGGAGGAGGAAUUACAUGGAAAGUGAGUGAUUCUAGAGUUAGCCCACGCCCGUAAACCGGUUAGCUGACUUGUUAUCCUCCUCCUCAUCCUUUAGAUCACCGCCUGUUUCUUUCCCUGCUGCUUCGCCUUGAGCUCGUUGAGGCCGGACGGUGGAGGAUAGGGGUUGCGACCAUGGUAUGACGCGAUGGUCCCAACUUGGAAUCUCCUCCGCCGACACUGCGAGACCUACGGGGCUUACUUUUGUGGUGGCGACUCUCGUUUCCAUGAUAUCUACGGCUUGUCUCCGCUGAAGCCGAACUGCUCGAUGGCAGACAAGCCCUCCUCAGCUCCAGAAGACGAACAACAUGGACCAGGCACCGUAGAGGUCGGGGAAGACACCAACAGUUCCAAGGACUGGCUCCGAUUAGGCCUCGCUUCUCCUCCCGCCGCUAUUGAAUCUAGGCCGGAGCGGCUGAAGGUGGAGAUCGAGUUAUUAUGCGGUCAGCCUUCCUCGUCGUCGGUGUUGCCUACGUCAGCGACGUACCCUGUCACAAGCCGGGGUAUCAGCGGCUUUCGAGCUCCCGUGAUGGGCACGACGGUAAUACCUUGGGCGAGUUACCGGCAGGAGAUGCCACGGGGACCUUGGAGUGCUAAUCUCCCCAUGGGGGCUACAUCGUCGAUGAUACCACCACCUGUGAUGCCGGAGUUCGUUGCCCGUCAGUUCAUGUACCCGAUCUCGAGCCCGGCGUUACCGUCGGCGCCAGAGGUUUGGCCAGAUAUGAGGGUGGUCAGCCCACCACGCAGACCGCAGUCGGGCGUUUGGUUCAUGCUUCGGGCUGCGCAAAACCAAGGGCGGGAGCCUUUUUUGCCACAGAUACCCAAGAGCUACUUGAGAAUUAAGGAUGGAAGGAUGACAGUCAGGUUGCUGAUGAAGUACCUGGCGACCAGGCUGGGUUUGGAGGAUGAGUCGGAGGUGGAGAUAACAUGUAGAGGUCAACUGCUGCUUCCCUUCUUGACAUUGCAACAUGUUCGAGAUAACGUAUGGUGUUCGAGGGAGACGAUGACAUUGUUGCAAGACUCGCCCAGCAUCCAACACGUCAUGAUGUUGCAGUACAACAGAAGUGAGUAUAAUUCAGCUCAAUCUUAUGUAUGAUUUACUUAGUCGAUCCAUCGAUCCACCCAAAAUUUUUUUGACUGUUUCAUCAUCAUGAUCACUUUUGUUUUUGAUCAUCUCAACACACUGAGAAAAUAGU